AUGUCUGUCGAUGGCGGUGGCAUCAGCAAUGACCCUGAUAAGCAGACGACCGUCUCGGCCAUGGAGGAAAACUACUGCCUGCACGGCCGAGAGCAAUUUCAAAAUCAGUGGGCGCGCACUGGCGUGUUCUCUCCCGCUUCACUGCGUGUGUACGGCGUCACCGGGGAGCCCGUGCUGAUGCGCUCCAUCAAGCAAGUACGCAUGUUGGGGGCCACGUUUGGCACGUGCUUUCUCGGCCGCUUUCCGCAGUCCAAGUUGCCGCUGUCCCUCGAGGACAACGGUCCCACCGCCGUCACGCAGCGCGGCAGUCUCUACGAUUCAUUGCCCUUUAGCUCUCUCUUACUGGGCCCAUGCCCUCCGUCGAACAUGAUGGCUGAUCCCCGCAUGCUGGACCAGGCGUGGAGCAGGGAGGUGGCCGGGACGUGGAGUGCGCUGCACAUGCCAUCGGAGUGGUGCCAGACGAUGAACGGCGUCGUGACGGAGAUAAGUUGGUCCACGCGUGCGCAGCGGCAGCGUAUUGCAGAGCAGCUUGAGCUCGCCGCCUUCAUGUGCCUACGCGCCGUGCAGGUACCGUUGCCGUUCUACGCCACUGACACACCAUGGUCCUGCGAUGACGACAGCAGUGAUGAGAAAGACAAGGACGGAGGCACCACAAUGGGCACGCGUGGCAGCACGCAGACAAUUAGCGCUGAAGAGGCGAAUCAGCGCAACGUCCGCGCUGCCUGUCUUGCCGCGGAUGUCGUGCUGUCGUUUAUUCAGCAAUGCCCCAGGGUGAAGGUGUGGGUACGCUGCGAUGCCUGCAACCCUGCCCAUCGCUACCAGCUACAGCGCCUCCGCCAGGCCGUUCUAUACGGCUACUCUACUCACAGGAAGGACACAGAGCAAUUGAUGUACCGCAUCAAUACACCGUGUAGCGUCACCAACAUGGCGACGAGCUUUAUGUCUGAUGCACUGCCAUCGUCUUCGUCUCCGUGUUGCAGGGUGGUGCAUACGGAGGCCGCUGCAUCGUUGAUGGCGCUGCUCUACUACUCAACGUGGAACCCGCGCAUGCUGCUGCCAAGCGAGUGGUUCGGCGAGGACGUUGUUGGCUUUGAGUGCCCUACUGCCUCGGCACUGCUAGCGUGUCUGGCACCACACGGAGUCGCGCCGCAGGAACAUCCGCACUACCGCCUUAGCACCACUUUGGCGGAGAAAGACGCUGAAGAGGCGCAGGAGUAUGAGUACCAAAACAACGCCUACCACGACGAGGACGGCGCGCCGCUCCAGCGCACGCCGCCAGCCUGCCUCGACGGCGAGAGUGAGGCGAGCCAAGCGGACUACUCGCUCGGUGACGGGUACGAUAGUGUGACAGAGCACGAAGCGAGCCACCCCGCCGACUCGGGUGCGGUGGCGGCUAAUGGCAGCCCCGGCUCGGCCCCCGCCUCAUUCUCGGAGAAGGCGGCUGACUGUCGCCGCUCUGAGGUGCUACAGCACCGCUACACCUACGUGAUGCCAGAGGAUCUUCAGCCGACUGUGGCCUCCCGCUGGGCUGGCACCUACCCGCCCUUUGUCAGCGCGCUGACCUUCAUUGUGGAGCUGCUGCGCCGGCGCGUGAUGCCGGUGUUUGAUCGCACUUUCUUUGACCAGUACGCGCUACUCAACUACCUCCAUUUCAAGGCCGUCGAGGAGCCGACCCGGGACGUCUUCGCCUCCUUCGAGGGCCAACUGCAGCUGCCCCUUCAGCCACUGAGCCAACACCUGUCGAGUGGCGUCUACGAAGUGUUCGAGCGCGACGCACAAAAAUAUCGGCAGUACCGCGAGGCAGUCUUUCACUACGUGCGGGACUGGUACGCCGCUGGGGUGGAGCAGCAGCACGCGCAGCAGAACAGCGAGUUCUUCGCGAAGCACGGUGUCAUGAAGCGGGUGCCGGUGCCCUCGGCGGACGAGCGGACACUUCACCUCGUGCUUCUCGGCUGCGGCCGCGGCCCGCUGAUUGAUGAGUGCCUCAACGCUGUCUCUGCGCUGGGCGUGCGACUGCGCAUCUUCGCCAUUGAAAAGAAUCUCCCAGCUGCCUCCUUCACGCGUAUGCGGUGGGCGAAUGACCCAGAGUGGACGCAGCUGGCCUACACCUUUGGCCACACGCUCGAGGUGAUCGUCGCCGAUGGGCGCGCCAUUGCAACUGCGGAGGAAAAUAACUCGCUCACCUUGCCGGCGGACUUUGGUCUAUGCGACCUCAUUGUGUCUGAGCUGCUCGGGAGUCUGGGCGACAACGAACUUAGCCCGGAGUGCCUGGAGGCCUUCCACGCCCAGCUCAAGGACAUCCAGCACCGCCGCGGUAUUGCCUUCAACCCGUACCUCACGUGCAUUCCACAGCAAUAUACUGCUUGGGUGGCGCCGCUCAUGUCCGCCAGCUUUGAUGCCGCGGUGAUGGAGGCGGCAGCGAGGGGGUUGACAGUGCCGCCGCCAGGCUGCAGCGACCACCACGCCGCCCUUCACCACACGCUGCUUGUCACUAAUCUCAGCAGGGCGGUCACGCUGGCGCCCCCGCAACCGUGCUGGACCUUCGAGCACCGGUUCAGCAGCAGCUACGACGACAAGCGCGACUACGGCACGAUGAAGCAGCAGGUGCCCGUGUUGCUGGAGCGGUCGGCGAGUCUUCUCUUUGAAGUGCCGCCGCGCGGCCGCUGCAGCGGCUUGGCUGGAUACUUCUCCGCCGUGCUCUACCAGUCGGCGACCGCGCCAGCCACGAUCAUCGCCACCACCCCUGCUCAGCGGACGGAGGACAUGUACAGCUGGUUUCCCUGCGUCUUCGCGCUCGAGCCGGCCCAGCAGAUGGAGCUGCACGAAGUGGGGCAAGCGUCGGCAGAACAAAAACCCAUGGUUGCUGUUCGUGUACAGCUGGAUCGCCGGGCGAGCCUGGCGGAGCGGAAGGUGUGGUAUGAAUGGAGUGUCACCUACGGUGAUGUGGCAGCGGCUCAGAAGUCGCCGAGCGCUAGCCACGGCGCUGCGGCUGCACCGGUGGUUCACAACAAGAACGGCUGGGCUGCCUCGAUGCGCCUGUGA
This is a messenger RNA of Leishmania braziliensis MHOM/BR/75/M2904, 3042 nucleotides long. It is a transcript of the gene PRMT5, whose product is annotated as putative arginine N-methyltransferase, type II. Bases 1 to 3042 code for a protein of 1013 amino acids. The transcript has a single exon. Gene Ontology annotation, cellular component: nucleus; cytosol. Lineage: Eukaryota; Euglenozoa; Kinetoplastea; Trypanosomatida; Trypanosomatidae. Gene Ontology annotation, biological process: regulation of DNA-templated transcription. The record is from RefSeq and is a predicted model, not a curated record.